AUGCACAACCUCACGAGAAAAACUACCAGGACCAGGACGAGUGGCAAGGCCGCCACCGAUGGGACUCGAGAACAGAGAAGGUCGGUAGGGCAUCAUGAAGAGAGUUUUGGCGGAUGGGCCACAGGUGAACAGGCAGCUGGCGGAUCUGCGACAGGCAGGAUGGCGACAAGCAGUCCAUGGGCAGACCGACAAUGGGAGAGCGGAGAAGGAUGGGACGUAGGUAGGGAUGUGGUGGUGGGAGUGACGACAAUUCCGGCCCAGGACGUCGCCAUUAACGAAGGGAGCUAUAUAUUCGAUGAUGGCAGAUAUCAACUUUCAGGAGUGGUGACGGAACGACCAGACAAUCCCCCGCCUGCAGAUCCACGGCCUCGAUCUGAUCCAUCCGGGGAUUGGAGUGAACCAGCUACGGAGAGACGACCAGCCAUGGAGCAACGACGAGCUAUGGAGAGACGCUGA
Pochonia chlamydosporia 170 is the source of this 456-nucleotide messenger RNA. RefSeq lists its product as hypothetical. The coding region runs from base 1 to 456 and encodes 151 amino acids. The transcript has 2 exons. The record is from RefSeq and is a predicted model, not a curated record. Lineage: Eukaryota; Fungi; Ascomycota; Sordariomycetes; Hypocreales; Clavicipitaceae.